AUGCCACCUCGCCGGCCUGCCUCCUUCUCCUCGCCGGUCUGCUUCCUCUCUGACGCCGUCGUCCCCGUCGCCCUCCUCGCGCCCCGCUGCCCCAUCCCUACGGCCCCCGUGAGCUCACCUUCUCCUCCUCUUUUCCUCGCGCGCAUGCGCUCACGGCCGCGGCCUCCUCCCCGCGGCUCCGCUAGUCGCCGCUGCUUCCGGCGCUCACCCCGCCUGCUCUGCUGCUCGUUUGGCCGCACCCUGCACACCCGCACCGGAGCCCGCGCUCCGGGCCGCACUCGCCCCGCACGGCGCACCGUCGCGCGCGCAUGCGCCCACCUCCCCUGCUCGCUGCGCAUUGCUGCUGCCCCGUCCGCUGCUGCGCGCGCACCCGCGCUCACCUGCGCAGCCCACAGCUCGCGCGCGCGCCCUUCACCGCGGCCCUUUGCUCCUGCGCUGAGACCCCGUCGUCCCACUCCGGCCCCGACGCCCUCCCCCUCCUUCUCCGGCGACCGCCGCACACCCGCCUCUCGCCUAUGUGCCCGCAACCGCCGCCGGACGCCUGUGAACCACCGCCCGUUAGCGCCCGCGGCCCUAUGA
Aegilops tauschii subsp. strangulata is the source of this 579-nucleotide messenger RNA. NCBI's taxonomy places the organism in Eukaryota, Viridiplantae, Streptophyta, Magnoliopsida, Poales, Poaceae. The record is from RefSeq and is a predicted model, not a curated record.